Messenger RNA from Fusarium verticillioides 7600, 678 nucleotides. RefSeq lists its product as hypothetical. The coding region runs from base 1 to 678 and encodes 225 amino acids. Lineage: Eukaryota; Fungi; Ascomycota; Sordariomycetes; Hypocreales; Nectriaceae. The record is from RefSeq and is a predicted model, not a curated record. The transcript is spliced from 2 exons.
AUGGCUUCCAACAGCACCCAACUCGCGAAUCUGCAAGACAAAAAGCACUUCCCCGGAUUCGAAGACCUCGCCUGGGACAAUCAACUCGACGAGGACUACUACCGCCAGCGGGACAACGGUUUCUGGGAGCCUCGCAAGCACUGGGUCUUCAUCGGCGAGAUUGUCGAGGUUGAUAUCUGGCUUCGCGUUAAGCUCACCGUCAGGGACCGAGACGGGCUGGAGAUUCCGAUCGCUAUCUACACGGAAGCCCGAGGUGUUGAGCUCGGCCCCUCGAACCUUCAGGUCGGAAACACUGUCGUGAUCUUCUAUGCUGUCAAACAUCUCUUCGUGGACAUGACCAUCGGCAUCCGACAUGAGGACCUCCAGUACCUCAAGAUCUUUCCUAUCUCCCUCGACAACAUGAUGCAGCUCGGCGACAAAAUUCAAACUCACGCUACACUCACCAACGGGAUGAGAUCCUGCCACGGAUGCAACAACAAGUCGGCCAAGCUGAUGAAGUGUGCCAAGUGCGGUUUCUUUUGGUACUGCAGCCAAAAUUGUCAACUCCGCGGGUGGAAGGAAAACGACCACAAGGAGGACUGCAAGAUUCUUCGGGAUGGCAACUUCAAGGGGCUGUUCUCUAUCAAGUGGGAUGAAUUUCACAACCACAUCUCCUUUCCGCUGCGUGGUGUAGAGUGA